Nipponia nippon (crested ibis) is the source of this 1632-nucleotide messenger RNA. NCBI's taxonomy places the organism in Eukaryota, Metazoa, Chordata, Aves, Pelecaniformes, Threskiornithidae. The record is from RefSeq and is a predicted model, not a curated record.
AUGUAUUCACCCCAGGCGCUGAAGCUGCCACACGUGGAGUACGUCGAGGAGGACGCCUACGUCUUUGCCCAGAGCAUCCCCUGGAACCUGGGCAGAAUUGUGCCGCCGCAGCCCAGCUCGGGCGCCUACAGCCCUCCCAAUAAAGGUGACCUGGUGGAGAUUUACCUGCUGGACACCAGCGUGCAGAGCACCCAUCGGGAGAUAGAGGGCAGGGUGCUUGUGACCGACUUCGAGAGCAUCCCCGAGGAGGACGGCACCCGCUUCCACAGGCAGGCCAGCAAGUGUGACAGCCACGGGACUCACAUGGCCGGGGUGCUGAGCGGGCGCGAUGCCGGCGUGGCCACGGGCGCCAAUGUCCGCAGCCUCCGCGUGCUGAACUGCCAGGGGAAGGGCACCGUCAGUGGGACCCUCAUCGGGCUGGAGUUUAUCAAGGCGACGCUGGAGGCUCAGCCCCACGCACCGCUGGUGGUGCUGCUGCCCUUCGCCGGCGCCUACAGCCGUGUGCUUAACACCGGCUGUCAGCGGAUGGCACAGAUGGGGGUGGUGAUGGUCGCGGCUGCUGGUAACUACAAGGACGAUGCCUGCCUGUACUCACCAGCAUCUGAGCCGGAGGUCAUCACAGUUGGCGCCACCAACAGCGAGGACCAGCCCGCCUCCAUCGGCACCCUGGGCACCAACUUUGGCCGCUGCGUGGACCUGUUUGCCCCGGGGGAUGACAUCAUUGGUGCCUCCAGCGACUGCAGCACGUGCUUCACGGCGCAGAGCGGGACGUCACAGGCGGCCGCGCAUGUGGCAGGCAUCGCCGCCAUGCUGCUCACCGCUGAGCCCCAGCUGAGCCUCACCGAGCUCCGGCAGCACCUCCUGCACUUCGCCACCAAGAAUGUCAUGGACAUGGCAUGGUUCCCUGAGGAGCAGCGGCUCCAGACACCCAACAGUGUGGCCGGGCUGCCCAUCCAGCUGGGCAUAGAUGAGCAGCUGUAUUGCCGCUCGGUGUGGUCGGCGCGCUCAGGGCUCACCCGGCACGCCACGGCCGUGGCUCGCUGUGCCGGCACUGAGGAGAUGCUCAGCUGCUCCAGCUUCUCCCACAGCGGCAGGCGGCUGGGGGAGCACAUGGAGGACAAGGACGGGCAGAAGCAGUGCGUGGCCCACAACGCUUUCCGGGGCCAGGGCGUCUACGCCAUCGCCAGGUGCUGCACAUGGCCCAGGGCCAAGUGCUGGAUCAACGCUAGCUCCCUGGCGGCUGAGGGUGCCGGCUGCUCCCCGCAGGACCACGUGCUGACUGGGUGCAGUUUCCAUUCCCCAGCCGCGGCGCUGGGUGACAGCGGCAGACCCGUCGCGGGGCCGGGGAGCGGGCCCAGCCACUGUGCCGGCAAGACGGAGGUAACGGCGCACGCCUUGUGCUGCCCCGCCGCCAGCCUCGAGUGCCGGGUGAAGGAGCGCACGUCCCUGGGCUCUGUGGAGAAGGUGACGGUGUCCUGUGACGACGGCUGGACACUGACAGGCUGUAAUGCCCAUUCCCAGAGCCCCGGCACCAUGGGAGCCUACGCUGUGGACGACACCUGCGUGGCAGCCAGCAUCCCAGGCAGCAGCACAGCUGCGGUCAUCGCCAUUUGCUGCCGGAGCGAGCAGUAG